GAAGAAGAAAAUCCUGCACGAGGAGCAGUACUUACCGGUAUCACUGGUUUCGGUUUCCGUUUCCGAUUUGCUAACAAUCGGGCCCUGAUAGAUACCGUUGAUUGGAUUCGCUGUGUUCUGUGGAAAGCAGGUGAUAACAUGGAACUGUACAAUUAUUACAUCUGGGAAAAUGCAGAUCCUCGAACACACAACUGGUUCCUCGCAGGUUCUCCAUUCCCUAUGUUAGGUGUCAUCGUCAUCUACCUCUCUUUGGUAUACUUCAUAGUUCCUAAGUACAUGGAAAAUCGAGAACCAUACAAGAUGAAGACUUUCCUAGGCUUUUACAAUCUGUUUCAAGUAGGAUAUUGCAUUAUGGUGGUAGUGAAGUGCUUGCAAGCCGGAUGGACGCCUGAUUAUUUUUAUCGGUGCUAUGAAACGGAUUAUUCCAAUAAUCCAAAAGCUGUGAUGAUGGCCGAAGUUACGUGGUAUAUACUUUUCAUUAAAUUUGUGGAGUUGCUGGAGACAAUUCUGUUCGUGUUACGGAAGAAGCAAAAUCAGGUUUCCUUUCUUCACGUGUAUCAUCAUAUCAGUACCUUUUUUAUCGCCUACAUAUUUUGCAAAUACGUUGGAGGCAGUAUGCUAGUAUUUUCAAUAGUAGCCAAUUCGAUAAUUCAUAUCAUAAUGUACUCAUACUAUUUCAUAUCAGCAUAUGAUGUGGCCAUUUUUAAGUACGUAGCCGGUAAGGUUAAACGGUAUAUCACCAGUAUGCAGUUGAUUCAAUUCGUGCUGUUGACGACGAACAACUUGUUUGGUUUGCAACCAGGCUGCAAGACAUGCAAACCAUUUCUCGCCAUGUACAUCCCGAACGUGUUUGUUCUUAUCUAUCUUUUUAGCAAUUUUUAUAAGAAAUCCUAUGACAGGAAACAAUGCAAAGAUAAGUAGAACGUUACAUAUGCAAUCAAGUUAGUACGGCUGGGCUGAAGAGAAUUUAGUUGACCCAGAGGUGCUGGAGGUUUCAACAACAAAGAUGAAACUGUGAUAAAUGAAAUUGAUAGUAAGAUCGUAAUAGGCUCGUUUUAAACAAGGACUUAAGAGA
Molecule: messenger RNA, 1075 nt
Organism: Aedes aegypti (yellow fever mosquito)
Lineage: Eukaryota; Metazoa; Arthropoda; Insecta; Diptera; Culicidae
Product: elongation of very long chain fatty acids protein 7
Exons: 7
Coding region: 139-921 (260 amino acids)
Biological process (GO): fatty acid elongation, polyunsaturated fatty acid; sphingolipid biosynthetic process; very long-chain fatty acid biosynthetic process
Cellular component (GO): endoplasmic reticulum membrane
Molecular function (GO): fatty acid elongase activity
Source: RefSeq, a predicted model, not a curated record